GUAAAGGUGGCUAUGCUCCUUGGCUUCCACAAGGUCAAAGUUGUGACAGUUCUAUGAGAAUGUAAAAUAAAAUGCCGCGAAAUUCAAAUAUGUUUAAUAAGGUUAUGUUUCAACUGUUGACAUUAUUUGAAAUAUUGAUGUAAUAUUUGUGCUGAUUAAAUUUGUAUGUAUUAUUAGUAAAUAAUAUUUGUGCUGAAUUAAUGUUACAAGACAUUCAUAAUAUAAAUUGCUGUCAGAGUAAUCUAGUAGAUGUUCUUAAACUAUAUAAGGCCUACAAUAUUUUGAGAUUAUUAUUUACUAUAAAUCUACAUAUUAUUUUAAAACUAUUUCGGCUAAAAUAGGAAUAUAUAAUGGAACAUAUAUGCACGGAGUGUACGCUCACAUUCUCAAAACAUUCUAAUUUAAGAAGUCACCUGAAAACGUUUCAUCCUGAUAAACUGGACAUAAUUGCACCCAACAAAACAUUUAAGUCUAUUGUACUUUGUAACAAAUGUCCCAAAAGGUUCUCUAAAUAUUCCAAUUUAAAAAGGCAUGUCACUAAGUUUCAUCCAGAAAAUAUCAACGAGCUGACUUCAUCUAAGAUUUGCCCAUAUCAAUGCAGUGAAUGCCAGAAAAAGUUUUCACAUUUACAAAAUCUUAUAAAACAUAAAAAAAUUCAUGCAAAAGACAGUGAUAUUGGAAAAAAGCAACAAAACUUCAAGUGCAUGAACUAG
This is a messenger RNA of Diabrotica virgifera virgifera (western corn rootworm), 713 nucleotides long. Its product is annotated as zinc finger protein 514-like. Gene Ontology annotation, molecular function: DNA-binding transcription activator activity, RNA polymerase II-specific; RNA polymerase II cis-regulatory region sequence-specific DNA binding. NCBI's taxonomy places the organism in Eukaryota, Metazoa, Arthropoda, Insecta, Coleoptera, Chrysomelidae. Gene Ontology annotation, biological process: regulation of transcription by RNA polymerase II. The coding region runs from base 351 to 713 and encodes 120 amino acids. The record is from RefSeq and is a predicted model, not a curated record. The transcript has 4 exons. Gene Ontology annotation, cellular component: nucleus.